GGGCACAGCUAAGCCAGACGGCGCCGGAGAGUCACCAGGAACAGCAAGGGAAGCCAUUGCAGCCAGUGGCGGGGAGGUGCGGCGGCACCCACAAAGACCCCACGCCUCGCGCGAUUCCCCACUCGCCGGGAUUCCCGAGAAGGCCUGGCUGGGCGAGGGGCGUGGCCACGCGCCACAGGGGCGUGGCCUCCAGCGCGCACGAGGAAAGGGGCCGGCGCCACAUGCGCGCGCACAGCCGGCGGCCGCGCGCAGCAGACUCGGAGCCCGGAUGGCGGCGGCAACAGCUGGAAGCGGGACGCCCCGGGAGGAGGAGGGCCCCAGUGGGGAGGCAGCGGCCCCGCAUCCCCAAACCUCUACGAAUGCACCCGGGCCUCGUCUCUCGAGGCUGCCUCUGGCGCGAGUGAAGGCCUUGGUUAAGGCAGACCCCGACGUGACGCUCGCAGGACAGGAAGCCAUCUUCAUUCUGGCACGAGCCGCGGAACUGUUUGUGGAGACCAUUGCAAAAGAUGCCUACUGCUGUGCUCAACAAGGAAAGAGGAAAACCCUCCAGAGGAGAGAUUUGGAUAAUGCGAUAGAAGCUGUGGAUGAAUUUGCUUUUCUGGAAGGUACUUUGGAUUGAUUGCUGAGCUGGGCAGUUUUUGAGCCUUCACCUGCAGCCUGCACCUAGCUCUCCGCAGGCCUCAGCUGCGAAGACUAUAGAGUCCUUGGAAUGUUGCACUCACACACUUUUCCUGUUCUGCCUUCACCUAAGCUGGGAUAAACGGAGCUCUCACCUGUUAGUUUUCCUGUGUAAGGUCUCCCACUGCUUGUGUCUUCCGUUUGUGGACUGGAUGCAGCUGCUGCUGCACGGUGCAGAGAAAGAAAAGGAUUUGUGUCGGUUGCUUAAUGAACGAUAAAGAUCAGAAUAAAGGUCGCUGAUCAGCUUCA
Molecule: messenger RNA, 927 nt
Organism: Rhinolophus ferrumequinum (greater horseshoe bat)
Lineage: Eukaryota; Metazoa; Chordata; Mammalia; Chiroptera; Rhinolophidae
Gene: POLE4
Product: DNA polymerase epsilon 4, accessory subunit
Exons: 4
Coding region: 269-619 (116 amino acids)
Cellular component (GO): epsilon DNA polymerase complex; nucleus
Molecular function (GO): protein heterodimerization activity
Source: RefSeq, a predicted model, not a curated record